This is a messenger RNA of Sphenostylis stenocarpa, 711 nucleotides long. The record is from the annotation of a GenBank genome assembly. Lineage: Eukaryota; Viridiplantae; Streptophyta; Magnoliopsida; Fabales; Fabaceae.
AUGCCCUUCAACUCCCACUGCUUCACCCUCUCUCCCCUCGAAGAACUUAUGGGUGGAUCAAUUUCAAAACGAAGGAGUUCUAGGCGACGUUCUUCCUCAAAUUUUUUUCCUCGGUAUCAAUCACCUUAUCUGCCACAAAGCCAAGAUCAAGGGCCUGUGGGACAUUACGGAUAUUCAUCUCAAAGCACUGGUGGUGAUCGUGCUGCAGAACAAGGAAAGAGAUCCGAUGGGAAGUAUUCAAGGAUAGGUGAUAAUUAUAAGAACUUGUACCAGGUAACUGAAGCUCUGUCAAAUGCUGGCUUAGAAUCUUCCAAUCUCAUUGUUGGUAUUGAUUUUACAAAGAGCAAUGAGUGGACAGGUGCAAGGUCAUUUCAAAGGAGAUGCCUGCAUCACAUUGGUCAUGAACAAAAUCCGUACGAGCAAGCUAUAUCUAUCAUUGGGAAAACAUUAUCUUCCUUUGACGAGGAUAACUUAAUUCCCUGUUUUGGUUUUGGAGAUGCAUCAACACAUGAUCAAGAUGUUUUUAGCUUCUAUCCUGAUGAGAGAUUUUGUCAAGGAUUUGAAGAAGUGUUGAAACGAUACAGGGAAUUGCUCCCUCAGUUGAAGCUUGCAGGUAUUGGAACAUUGGUGACGAGAAGUGUUGACACUGAGCAUGGCCAGUUGAGUUCACAAGAAAAGAAAACUGUAGAAGCUAUUGUGAAAGCUAGGUAA